Lottia gigantea (owl limpet) is the source of this 354-nucleotide messenger RNA. RefSeq lists its product as hypothetical. The transcript is spliced from 2 exons. The record is from RefSeq and is a predicted model, not a curated record. The coding region runs from base 1 to 354 and encodes 117 amino acids. Lineage: Eukaryota; Metazoa; Mollusca; Gastropoda; Lottiidae.
AUGGCGGACACAGAGAUAGUGGGUGAAAAAACCUAUGGGACCAUUCUACCCCAAAAGGAGUAUACAUGGGAGGAAAGGGUUCGGUCUCUCAGGGACAUUGCCAACCAUGGGGGAAGUCUGCCCAUUUGUCUCAAGUGGUGUGCCAUUGCUGGCGAUAUAUCAAAAUAUUUAGGAUGUCGCGACUCCAAAGGAUUAGCUGAUGUGGUGUUGAAGAUCUCAGAAUUAAGGAGGAAAAAGAUCAUCCUUGCCAAGAAAUUAGAAUGGGACAAGACAACGAUGGAUUAUAUCGUUACAGGAGAACAAAUCGAGAUACCAUCAUUUUAUAAAGUGCAUAUCAAUGAUAAGUCCAUGUAA